Pteronotus mesoamericanus is the source of this 2025-nucleotide messenger RNA. It is a transcript of the gene CMKLR1, whose product is annotated as chemerin chemokine-like receptor 1. The transcript has 2 exons. The coding region runs from base 44 to 1150 and encodes 368 amino acids. Gene Ontology annotation, molecular function: complement receptor activity; G protein-coupled receptor activity. Gene Ontology annotation, biological process: complement receptor mediated signaling pathway; positive regulation of cytosolic calcium ion concentration; inflammatory response. The record is from RefSeq and is a predicted model, not a curated record. Gene Ontology annotation, cellular component: plasma membrane. Lineage: Eukaryota; Metazoa; Chordata; Mammalia; Chiroptera; Mormoopidae.
GGUGAGGAACUUGGGGCCCCUGUCACCCUCCGCUGAAACGAGAAUGGGGGACAUGGAUUAUAACAACUCAUACUAUGAAGACUACCCUGAAGGUUCUGACAUCAUGGUUGUGGAGGACAUUCACCCGCAGGAAAGUGGGGUGAUCAGGAUCUUCCUGGUGGUGGUCUACAGCAUCGUCUGUUUCCUUGGGAUCCUGGGCAAUGGCCUGGUGAUCUUCAUUGCCACCUUCAAGAUGAAGAAGACAGUGAACACGGUCUGGUUCCUUAACCUGGCCAUCGCAGAUUUCCUGUUCAAUGUCUUCCUCCCAAUCCACAUCGCCUAUGCUGCCAUGGACUACCACUGGAUUUUCGGGACGGCCAUGUGCAAGGUCAGCAACUUCCUGCUCAUCCACAACAUGUAUGCCAGCGUCUUCCUGUUGACUGUCAUCAGCUUUGACCGCUGCAUCUCUGUGCUCCUUCCGGUCUGGUCCCAGAACCACCGCAACCUCAGGCUGGCCUACGUGACCUGCGUGGUUAUCUGGGUCCUGGCUUUCUUCUUGAGUUCCCCAUCCCUCGUGUUCCGGGACACGGCCAAUGUGCAUGGGAAGAUAUCCUGCUUCAACAACUUCAGCCUGUCUGCAGCCAACUCUUCCCUGUGGGCUGCUUACCCCCGCCUGGACUCUAUGGGGUUUAGCCGGUACAUGAUGGUGACCAUCACACGCUUCCUCUGUGGCUUUCUGAUACCUGUUCUCAUCAUCACAGCUUGCUACUUCACCAUCGUCUGCAAGCUACGGCGCAACCGCCUGGCCAAGACCAAGAAGCCCUUCAAAAUCAUCGUGACCAUCAUCAUCACCUUCUUCCUUUGCUGGUGCCCCUACCACACCCUCUACAUCCUGGAGCUCUACCACACCACCGUGCCUGGCCCCGUCUUCAGCUUGGGCUUGCCCCUGGCCACUGCCAUUGCCAUCGCUAACAGCUGCAUGAACCCCAUUCUUUAUGUCUUCAUGGGUCAGGACUUCAAAAAGUUCAAGGUAGCCCUCUUCUCCCGCCUGGUCAACGCUCUGAGUGAAGACACAGGCCACUCUUCCUUCCCCAGCCACAGGAGCUUUACCAGGAUGUCAUCGCUAAACGAGAGGACCUCGAUGAAUGAGAAGGAGACCAACAUGAUCUGAGCCUAGCCUGGAGGGCCCAGGAGACACUCCCAACCUUGGCGUCCAGCUCUAUGCCUUCUCAAGACCACGCGGUAACCUCUUCAGCACCCACCAAUGCCAGCUGUAUUUUACACCGGGCUGAACAGUGUUUGGAGUCCAGGGCUAGGAGCCCCUUUCUUCCAGUGGCAUGGUGGACAUGGCAUGCCACGUGGCUCACAGCCUUGGACCGGCAUCCCAUCUUUCUUAGGAGGCCAGCCUUGACUGGCACAAAGCAAAAACGGGAGAAUUCUCAAAAGCGCUACCCUGAACUGUGAUAAGCAUAAGAAGGGGAUUGUGCUACCUGCGGUGCGUUCCCCAGUAAUGACACACACACUCGAUGGGGCCGUUCCUGGGCUGAGCAGAGGAAACCGGUGUGAUGCAGUCCACGCCUCUCCCUGCACACCUGUGUGCUAGCCAGCCGGAAACCCACCGCUCCGGCCAUUCCUCUGGGUUAGGGCGUGUGGAAAUGCACAGGGUACCUGCGAGAGGAGGGGGACAUGAGCCCAUGAACUCCCACGACCAUGCAUGGGGCUUUCAGAUCCCCUGGGAAGACAAAGAACAGGUCCUGAGGGGCCACGUGGGCACUUUGUGAAGGCAAGACAAGCAGGGUGCCAUGAGGAGUCGGGGAAGGAAUGGAGAAAGAAGAGGAAAGGCCUCUCAAUGGGUGCAGCAUGAAGCAGCUCACCUAGACCCUCCCAGAGGGAAGGUGCUUUGUGCUGUAGUUAUUCUCGGGGUCCAGGUGGUGCUAGCUCUUCCCCCAACCCCUGUCCUCACUUUACAUUUGCUCCUGGCAGCAGGAGACUGGGCCCUGGGGCAGCUUCCCCAGCGGCCCCCACCCCCUCCCAGAGAUGCCUCUC